AAAAAAAAGAAGAAGAACUAAAGUAAAUAAUAAAAAAGGAAACAAAUAAACGAGUAAAACAAGAAGCCCAAAGACGGGCCCACAAACAGUCAGCCCACGGACCAAAAGUGAGAGACGAGGAGAAAAAAUACCGGUCACGUUCGUGGAGACGAACGUUGGCCCAUUUCGAUCAGAGGAUGCCUUUCGGUGAAGUCAUGUAUCGCUGCAACGCGCAUUAUUGUUUCAGCAGCGUGUUCCGCAAUCGCGUCGUCGGACUGGUCGUCACGCUGGCGCUCAUGCAACUCUUUCUCUUCUCCUUCUACCUCAACGGCCUGCACAGUCAAGUGGUCGUCACGACCAAUACGGGUAGCAGCAGCAACAGUCCCGUUUCGUCAUCGGAGCAACAGGAUGGACAUUAUCAGCCGUUAGAAUUGGCUGCUGUCGUCCAACAGGCUGUUGGCCCGCGACACGCAGACAACCCUACAGUAGUAGUGGCAGGCGCCGGGAGCGCGGCUACGGUCGUGGGGGCUGACUCUAACCUUGGCCAACGGUCAGCGCCAGUAGGUCAAGAGGUGGAUCGGCCAGACGAAGAGUUCCUCAAUCCGUCCAUCAGCAAAGCCAAGGCCGCCAUGGGAGACGUAGCUAAGAAAGCUCUUGAUCACCUGAUGACGAACAAAAAACCAGCCAUGGAUUUAAUGGCCAUGGCUGCCAAGAAGCUAUCAGCCGACCCUAACGACCCAACGAUGGCGAAACUUGGUCUUAAUCUGUUGGCUAAUGCUUUUAACAACAUGAAAAACCAACGGGGACCAGCCCAGCUAAAGCCACAACAACAGCAACAGCAGCCAACGAAUGAAGUGACGGGUCGCCAGCAACAGGCUGUCGCCAACAGUAAUGAGCCAGCCUCGUCAUCAGCCGUUAACGAUGUCGAGGAUCAAUCCAAAUCCCAGUACGCCAAUCUAGCGCAAAUGGGAUUACAAAUGCUAACCAACGGUCUGGCCGAUCCUUCGUCGAUUGCAGCUAAUAAGGGAUCCAGUCCGGACAUGCGCAUGCUGGAAAUGGCUUCUCAAUUGAUGUGGCAGAGCGCCAAACUAUCGAAAGCCGGAUUCGACCCUCAAAUGGCCAAAUCGGCCUUGGGUUUGCUUAAAGGCGCUGUGGCUAGUCAAAAACUCGAUCCCAAGCUCAUUCUCGGCCUGGCUACCAAGAUGAUGACAAUGCAACAACAACUGCAACAGCAACAACAACCAUCGUCUGUUUCCGGCGAAACUAAUGGCGGUGGCUUCAACUUGUUGAGCCAAUUGUUGUCCAACGGCCAGCUGGCGUCGGCGCUGCUCAACGCCGGAGCUGCUGCCGCUCAGCCGGCAGUUUCGGCCGACCAAUCCAAUGCGAUUUAUCGCAAUUAUGUCAAGGUGACCAGCAGAAAAUUGCCGACGCUCAAAUCGAAGAUGUCGUCACCUUAUUCCAUCCCGUCUGGCAAAGUUGUCGUCGACAUUGGAUUUCAGUUCACGAUGGAAGCGGUGGACACGUGCCGCUCCAACGCCACCUACCUGAUUAUGGCCAUUUCAUCGGCUGCGCACACUGAAGAACGACAGGCGGCUCGCGACACGUGGAUCAAAGAUUUGCAUCAGCUGGUCGGCGGCAAAGUCGACGUUGUUUUCAUAAUUGGCCAAACGGCGAACGUCACUCUGCAUCGGGCCAUCGAAGAGGAGGCAACCACCCACCGGGACUUGAUCCAGACCAACGUGCAAGAGCCAAUAGAGAAUGGCGUUUUCAAAACUUUGGCCGGGCUCGUCUGGAUCGACCGCCACUGUCCGGAAAUUGAGCAAAUCCUCAAGAUCGAUGAUGACGUCUACGUCAGCGCAGCAACAAUGCUCAAGGCGAUGGAGAAGGGCAAAGCGAGGCCCACCAUUACCGGUAGCUUGAUCGACAGCAUGAAUCCACACACGACAUCAGACGAGAGACAUAAAACGACGAAAAAAGCGUGGCCACUCAAAGAGUUCCCUCGUUUCGUUCUUGGUGGAGCUUACCUGAUGGGCAGGCCAGCAGUGCCUCGUUUAUUGGCCGCCGCUCAGGUGACCCCUGUUCUACCACUCGAAGAUGUCUACGUGACCGGGUUGUGCGCCGUCGGUGGCAAAGUGGAGCUUAUUCCAAAAAAAAGCCUGUUUGAAGAAGAAAUUAGCGAAGAAUUGGAGACUUGUACCUUUGAAGAUUUCGCUUCGUGGCGCUCGACUGGGGCCGCUGACGUUAAACAGACGUGGAAUUUUGCUCAAGCGAUGAAGAGAAGCGGCGAAAUUUGCAUCACGACCAACAAGUGCGCCCGAACGUUCAUGGGCAUUUGCAUCCCAUCCUCGUCCUAAUUCGCUCUCUACCGUCGUCUCUGUACAUCGAUCUUUUAUCGUGAUUUUCAAAUCGGACUGGCUCCAUUUAAUCUACGACCUAUCGCAAUCAUUUGCAGUUAUUUAUUUAUUUGCCGGCAGUUGAAUAUUAUGGAAUUUCACGUUUGGUGGAUGACGUGUUGGUAAUCUUGGCAUGUAAAAUAUUAUCUUUUUGAGCUACACUGUUGAACAACCUGGACAGAUAAAACCGAUUUGAUCGAGAGCCCCAGCAAUCACAAAAGGGCAAACUUAUAAAUCAUCUCAUAGAGGUUUCGCGGGUUGUUCGUCCUUUUUACUUGUAUCCUUCUGUAAUCAUCAAUGACUUCUGCAAAAAUAAUAAGACAAGUAAUACAAACCAUGUUUUUUU
Messenger RNA from Daphnia magna, 2718 nucleotides. RefSeq lists its product as uncharacterized. The record is from RefSeq and is a predicted model, not a curated record. NCBI's taxonomy places the organism in Eukaryota, Metazoa, Arthropoda, Branchiopoda, Diplostraca, Daphniidae. Gene Ontology annotation, molecular function: hexosyltransferase activity. Gene Ontology annotation, cellular component: membrane.